Molecule: messenger RNA, 724 nt
Organism: Thalassophryne amazonica
Lineage: Eukaryota; Metazoa; Chordata; Actinopteri; Batrachoidiformes; Batrachoididae
Gene: sat1a.1
Product: spermidine/spermine N1-acetyltransferase 1a, duplicate 1
Exons: 6
Coding region: 178-696 (172 amino acids)
Molecular function (GO): N-acetyltransferase activity
Source: RefSeq, a predicted model, not a curated record
GACCGCGACUGUUGUCGAAGACGACGUUCCGUGCGUGAAAUAGCAAAUGCUUGUCUCUGGUGUGUUUUCUUUCAUUGCCGGGGGGUAAACUCCUGAGGAGCGAAUGAAGAAACAAAUUUUGCUUUUGUUCACAUUCAGAGGACUAGUAAGCAAAGGGAAAAAGGGGAAAAGAAGAAAAUGGCCGACUUUAUAUUACGGAAAGCCGAACCGAAGGACGUGUCUGAUAUCUUGCGACUCAUAAAGGAACUUGCUAAAUAUGAAGAAAUGGAAGAACAGGUUAUACUGACUGAAAGAGAUCUGCUUGAUGAUGGCUUUGGGGACCAUCCAUUCUAUCACUGCUUUGUCGCAGAAGUUCCAAAAGAACAUCAAAGUUGUGAUGGUUAUACUGUGAUUGGCUUCGCCAUGUACUACUUCACGUAUGACCCUUGGAUUGGAAAGUUGCUCUACUUGGAGGACUUCUAUGUCAUGGAGGAGUACAGAGGUUUUGGCAUUGGUUCACAAAUCCUGAAGAGACUGAGUGAGACGGCUGUGCAGACCCGCUGCAGCAGCAUGCACUUCAUCGUAGCGGAAAACAACAAGCCGUCUAUUGAAUUCUACAAACGCAGGGGAGCAGCUGAUCUGUCCUCUGAGGAGGGCUGGCGCCUGUUUGCAAUUGAUAAGGAGGACCUAUUAAAAAUGUCCGUCAAACGAAACUAAUCACCCUGUACUGACUGUUGAUGAUGGC